AGUGCCGGACACAGAGGAGCAGGAGGCGAGGUCCGCCGGAGCUCCGAGCCCCCGCCACUCUGCUGCGCGGUGACCCCGCGCCCCGGCGCCGUCCGACCCGUGGCUGUUGAGAGACGAUUGGUGGGGGCGCGGCGGCGGCUGGUGGGGGUGGGGAGACGCGCGGCGAGGAGACGAGCGAGGUCAGCGAGUUUGAGCGAGGACCGCGAGCCGCUGCCGCCGUCAUGUCCGAGGACUCGAGCGCCCUGCCCUGGUCCAUCAACAGGGACGAUUACGAGCUGCAGGAGGUGAUCGGGAGUGGAGCAACUGCUGUGGUCCAAGCAGCUUAUUGUGCCCCUAAAAAGGAGAAAGUGGCAAUCAAACGGAUAAACCUUGAGAAAUGUCAAACUAGCAUGGAUGAGCUCCUGAAAGAAAUUCAAGCCAUGAGUCAAUGCCAUCAUCCUAAUAUUGUAUCUUACUACACGUCUUUUGUGGUAAAAGAUGAGCUGUGGCUUGUCAUGAAACUGCUAAGUGGAGUGACACACUGGAGAAACUGGAUUGCUUUGUUAAAGGCCCUGUUCAUAUGAUGGUUGGAAGCCUUGCUAACACCAACCACCUUUCAAGAUGGUGGUCAAGCGUGGUUCUUUCUGUAUGGAGAGAUAUGGGAGUAUUAGGUUCUGUUCUGGAUAUUAUUAAGCACAUUGUGGCAAAAGGGGAACACAAAAGUGGAGUCCUGGAUGAAUCUACCAUUGCUACUAUACUACGAGAAGUACUGGAAGGGCUGGAAUAUCUGCAUAAAAAUGGACAGAUCCACAGAGAUGUGAAAGCUGGAAACAUUCUUCUUGGAGAAGAUGGCUCAGUACAGAUUGCAGACUUUGGGGUUAGUGCUUUUUUAGCAACUGGUGGUGAUAUUACCCGAAAUAAAGUGAGAAAGACCUUUGUUGGCACCCCUUGUUGGAUGGCACCUGAAGUUAUGGAACAGGUCCGAGGUUAUGAUUUCAAAGCUGAUAUUUGGAGUUUUGGAAUUACAGCAAUUGAAUUGGCCACAGGGGCAGCUCCUUAUCAUAAAUAUCCACCAAUGAAGGUCUUAAUGCUGACACUGCAGAAUGAUCCUCCUUCUUUGGAAACUGGUGUUCAAGAUAAAGAAAUGCUGAAAAAAUACGGAAAAUCAUUUAGAAAAAUGAUUUCAUUGUGCCUUCAAAAAGAUCCAGAAAAAAGACCAACAGCAGCAGAACUGUUAAGGCACAAAUUUUUCCAGAAAGCAAAGAAUAAAGAAUUUCUUCAAGAAAAAAUAUUGCAGAGAGCACCAACCAUUUCUGAAAGAGCAAAAAAGGUUCGGAGAGUACCAGGUUCCAGUGGCCGUCUUCAUAAGACAGAGGAUGGAGGCUGGGAGUGGAGUGAUGAUGAAUUUGAUGAAGAAAGUGAGGAAGGGAAGGCAGCAAUUUCACAACUCAGGUCUCCCCGAGUGAAAGAAUCAAUAUCAAAUUCUGAGCUGUUUCCAACAACUGAUCCUGUGGGUACUUUGCUCCAAGUUCCAGAGCAGAUCUCUGCUCAUCUACCUCAGCCAGCUGGGCAGAUGCCUACACAGCCAACUCAAGUCUCUGUCCCACCCGCCGCAGAGCCAGCAAAACCAGCUCAGGCUUUGUCUUCAGGAUCAGGUUCACAAGAAACCAAGAUCCCAAUCAGUCUGGUACUAAGAUUAAGGAAUUCCAAAAAAGAACUAAAUGAUAUUCGAUUUGAAUUUACUCCUGGAAGAGAUACAGCGGAGGGUGUCUCACAGGAACUCAUUUCUGCUGGCCUGGUUGACGGAAGGGAUUUAGUAAUAGUGGCAGCAAAUUUGCAGAAAAUUGUGGAAGAACCUCAAUCAAAUCGAUCUGUCACUUUCAAACUGGCAUCUGGUGUCGAAGGCUCAGAUAUUCCUGAUGAUGGUAAACUAAUAGGAUUUGCCCAGCUCAGCAUCAGCUAAACCACAGCCCUGGAAGAGGUGGCCCAAGGAGAUUCCACACAUGCGUAUCUCUGUUGCUUCUGUUGGCCUGAACCCACUACUGCCAAAGAACCCAGCAACAAACCUCCCAGCUAGGAGCUUUAGAAGUCUUUCUUUAUGUUCUUCCUGCCAUCAUUCCUCCUUUUCCCACAGGGAAAGUAAAGUUGGAUCACCAGUGGCCAGCAUCCCCAGAGUUCCGUUAGUAAACUUACUUCAUAUGUCCCCUGUCUUCCUCCAUCUGAGAAGUGGCCCAUGUGCUUCAAGGCCCAGGAGGGAGAUCUGUCAGCUCAUUCUUGCCUUACUCCAGUGAUGGCCCAGGUGGAAAAGUAGCAGCUAUAUUGGGCUUCCUCAUCCUGCCUGUUCUCCCACACCUGCCAGGAUAUGGACAUCUUGGGAUAUCUCUUUACCACUGAAGUAGAAU
Molecule: messenger RNA, 2381 nt
Organism: Sapajus apella (tufted capuchin)
Lineage: Eukaryota; Metazoa; Chordata; Mammalia; Primates; Cebidae
Gene: OXSR1
Product: oxidative stress responsive kinase 1
Exons: 19
Coding region: 560-1942 (460 amino acids)
Biological process (GO): protein phosphorylation
Molecular function (GO): protein serine/threonine kinase activity; ATP binding
Source: RefSeq, a predicted model, not a curated record